CGCAUCCCCCGCCCACAAUUUCAGGUGACAGCUAGGCUAAACAGGCCGUUCACAACUUGCUACACGCGAAGGAACUGCGCAGGCAACGAACCGUUUUAUGACAGCAAUUACUACACUGUAGUUUGUAAACAUAGAAUUACUAACUGAUACACCAAACGGCUGUUAAUUAAUUGUUUCUAAAUCGUGUGAAUUGCAGUCUUCAGCUGUACAAAAAAAUCCCUCUUCCGCAAAAUACCGAACAGUGGGGAGCAACUCGAAUUCUGUAGCUAACUUAACUAACGUUAGCUAUACCACGGGCUAACUAAUUUGUUGUACGUUUUAAUUAUUUAUCGAAAUGUCGGACACUCCGGGGGACGGAAAGUUGGAGCUGAAACAAGCCAGCAAAGAAGUAAAGGAGAGCGAGAACGUGGCUGAAAAAUACUCAGCCAUGACCGUGAGCAAGAACAGCGAAAUUACCAUGGGUGAACUGUCAGUGUCGUCUGCUGCGUUCAGUGCGGUCCCUAUUCACAAACCUGUUAAAAAGCAAAUCCAGUUUGUGGAAGACAAGCAGGAGUUCAGCAGGUUCCCUACCAAGGCUGGCCGACGCUCGCUGUCUCGAUCCAUCUCUCAGUCAUCCACGGACAGCUACAGCUCCGCUGCGUCCUACACAGACAGCUCUGACGAUGAGACUUCACCACGGGACAAAACACAGCUCAACUCCAAGGGCACCAGUGACUUCUGUGUGAAGAACAUCAAACAGGCCGAAUUUGGUCGUCGCGAGAUUGAGAUUGCAGAACAAGAUAUGUCAGCAUUAAUCUCCCUCAGGAAGAGAGCCCAGGGAGAGAAGCCACUUGCUGGGGCAAAAAUUGUUGGCUGCACUCACAUCACUGCCCAGACUGCAGUGUUGAUUGAGACUCUGGUGGCCCUGGGGGCCCAGUGUCGCUGGACAGCCUGUAACAUCUACUCCACACAGAACGAGGUGGCAGCUGCCCUCUCAGAGAUCGGUGUGGCAGUUUUUGCCUGGAAGGGGGAAUCGGAGGAUGACUUCUGGUGGUGUAUCGACAAGUGCGUCAACAUGGAGGGCUGGCAGCCUAACAUGAUCCUUGAUGAUGGAGGGGACUUGACCCACUGGGUGUAUAAGAAAUACCCCAACGUCUUCAAGAAGAUCAGGGGCAUUGUGGAGGAGAGUGUGACUGGGGUCCACAGGUUGUACCAGUUGUCCAAAGCAGGCAAGCUGUGUGUGCCAGCCAUGAACGUGAAUGACUCUGUGACAAAGCAGAAGUUUGACAACCUCUACUGCUGCAGAGAGUCUAUCCUGGAUGGCCUGAAGAGGACCACAGAUGUGAUGUUUGGAGGAAAGCAGGUUGUUGUCUGUGGUUAUGGAGAGGUUGGGAAAGGUUGCACUGCCGCACUGAAAGCCAUGGGAUCCAUCGUCUACGUCACAGAGAUUGAUCCCAUCUGCGCCCUGCAGGCCUGCAUGGACGGCUUCAGGGUGGUCAAGCUGAACGAGGUCAUCCGCCAGGUGGACGUCAUCAUCACAUGCACUGGGAAUAAGAACGUGGUGACCAGGGACCAGCUGGACCGCAUGAAGAACGGCUCCAUCGUGUGCAACAUGGGACACUCCAACACUGAGAUUGACGUGGCGAGCCUGCGGACCCCAGAACUGACCUGGGAGAGAGUGCGCUCUCAGGUGGACCACGUCAUCUGGCCUGACGGAAAGAGGGUCAUCCUGCUGGCCGAGGGUCGUCUACUGAACCUCAGCUGCUCCACAGUUCCCACCUUCGUCCUGUCAAUCACAGCCACGACCCAGGCUCUGGCCCUUAUUGAGCUGUACAAUGCUCCAGAGGGCCGCUACAAACAGGAUGUCUACUUGCUGCCCAAGAAGAUGGAUGAGUAUGUUGCCAGCCUGCACCUGCCCACCUUUGAUGCCCACCUGACUGAGCUUUCAGAUGAGCAGGCCAAGUACCUGGGCCUCAACAAGAAUGGCCCAUUCAAACCCAACUACUACAGGUAUUAGCUUGCAUGAACGGACCACAACUCUGCACUCCUUGACUUGGAGAAGGCCUGGAUGACCAGAAGAUAAUGAAAUCUAUAUUUUAUUUUUUAGAGACACUGUUUUUGUUUUCAAAUCAACCUCUAUUCCGUCAUCAUCUUCAGUAAAUGUUCCCCUGUUUCACUUGCUGUUUUGUGUGUUUAGUUUCACCAUCAGUUCUGUAAAUAUACACCUCUAAGAAACCAACAUGCAGGAUCCCACUGGCCAUGAAUGACUAAUUGAAAGUACAGCACUUAAACUCUGCUAGAGAUGUAUUUGUUUUCUACAGAAGUCUGAUUUCAUACCCACUCCACUAGAAUAGACAUUUUCUUGGUGGUUUAUCAGUAGCUUGAUUUAUGUUUAUAUUAUUGUGCCAAAUGAUUGUGUAGGGAAGGGUAUAGUUGUGAUUGAGAUUUUUAUUUGUUUUCUGCAUUGACAUCGCUACACGCUUCUCAAACAAUUACAUUCCAGCCAGGGGAACAGGGAGAAAUGGCCUCUACAAUAGAAAGUCCCAACCGCAAAAUGUUCCCUUUAAAGGUCCAAUGCAGCCGUUUAUCUCUAUCUAAUCAUUUCUGGGUAACAAUUAUGUACCUUACUGUGAUUUGUUUCUUUUUUUUUAAACUAUUUUAAUUGAAAGCAAACAGCUUCUUAGCAAAGAGCAAUUUCUCAAGCAAGAAUUUUGCUAGGACUGUCAGGGAGUGAUCUGAGUGGGGAGGGGAAAACUGAAAACUAGCUGUUAUUGGCAGAAAGGUUUGGAACUCUUUCUUAUUGGUCUAUUGACUAACUUACCGUCUGGUGAUGUCAUCAGGCAGGCCAAAACUCCAUCCCACCAAAACAGGCUGAAACUUCAGGCAGUCUUUUCAAACAGCUCUUACACUAAAAGGGCAUUAUUGUAAUUUUAACAAUUUUACAGCCUUAUUCCAACCUCAGUCUAGAUAUAUAUAUAUAUAUAUAUCACAGGAAAUCAAGUGUUUGACUGCACUGGGCCAACACAUUGUCACGUUUCCUACUGGAAACAUGAUACCCACAUAGAUGUUUAUUACCAGCUGUACAUUUUUCUAUCUCUCUCCCUUUGAAACAGAGCUGAAAUGUGAUUGAAUUGAAAAGAUGAUUACUUUGACUGACUAAACCUCCUAAGGCAGACAUUUAUUGUAUUUUCUGUAUAGUACAUGUAUGCAUGUACAGUACAGAAAUGUAGUUAUCUUCACCAACACGUAGAUACAGAAAGGUAUGUGUAACCAGAAGAGCGAUUAUCCAAUGUGGCACUGAUUUUGAUUGAGUCUCACAUGGUUAUAGGGUAAUAACACUGAAAUGUUUUGCAUUAAAGGAGUCUUAUCGGACUCAAAUGACAAUAGUGGAGUUGACAUUUCUCCAACUCUGGUCCUAAUUAUGUGGAAAUACGUUUAUUGAAAUUAUUUUUUAAAUAUUGUAGUUGGCUGAUAGUUUAUUGUUACUGGUAUCAUUUUUUGUGUCGUGAAUCCUGUUUUCUCUUAAUGUUCCUAAUCACCAUGUUGUCCUUCUCUGUUCUCUGCAUCCAUAUCUGCCUGUUUUCAUGUCACCAUCACAUGGUCACUAUUGUCAGUUUUUUGCAGAAAGAAGAAACUUACACAGCCAACCAACUCUCCAUAAGGGAGAGUUGUUUUUCAGUUGAGUAACAUGGGACACCGAGUCCAUUGAAUACAGACCACAUCUGUGCAUACAAUUUUAGUUUUUGCUGAGGUUUUCAGGCUUUUCUCUGUCCUACCAUUUUAGCUGUGUGAAACAGAUACUAUUUUAUUUGUGUAUAUGUUAGCUAAUGCAACUGUGAGAAAGCGCUUUCAUCUUUGCACUACUUAAAGCUGUUGGGCAUUACAAGCAAGGACAUAUGCGUGAGAAGAACAUUGUUGGCGGGGUAUUGGCGUCGUAACGUUGGUUACUGGUCAAGUGACAGUGCCUUGUGACUCAUCUGCUACUGUACAUAUUCAUCACUUGUAGGAUUAUGUCCGUCUGCUCUCUUCCUCUUUGGAAGCUGUCCAACAGUGUUCUGAUUCUGCAAUAUAAUCGCUGUGCACAAAGAUGUGCAUAAAUCUAGUGGUUUCUUAUAAAGAUUUGUACUUAUUGGGGGGGGGGGGUACCAAAACUGCUUGACGUGUCAACAUUUUAAAGUUACUUCCAUUGUGAGUUAACAAAGUACUUUGAAUUCACUUGUUUUGUACAUACCAUUGUUUUUGAAAGUACAGUACAUUUUUCAAUUUUUUCCCUUGGGUAUUGUCUGUAUAGCACUACCAAAAGCAUGCCAUGAAGUAAAAUGACUCAAUCUCCCAGAAUUCCUUUACAUGCACUGCAUUGAUUACAAUGCCUCUAUCAAAUUCAGUUUUAGUUAAAUGAAUCUUCCAUAUUUUUUAUUCAUUCAUACUGUCCUAAUGAUAAGGACUAGCCGGAUGUCCUAAUAACUGACAAAUAGUCAGUUUAUGAAACAUUGUCUAACAGGAGAGAGUUCUUAUCUGACUAGUUCUCAAGUCCAGGGUCAUUUGGCUGUUGUAUGCAACAGUGCUCUGCAAUUUCACUUCAACCGACAUAAAUAGUGAAGAACUCUUGUGACAUACAUUUAUUAUGCUUAUGUGAUUGAUUUGUAAUCAUUUUUAAUAAUUUCAUCUCGAAAAUACCAUAUACCAAGUGACAAGUUUCACUUGUUGACAACCGUGUUCAAAAUCAAGUGAUGCGUGAGGAGCUGAAAUGUUGACCCUUUAUGAAGCAAGGAUCACUGAGACGAACAUGAUGCGAGAAUCGCUUAUGUAUCUCUGGUUUCGACAAAACUAACUUUUUACCUUAGGAUUUUUAUUUGAGCUUUGCAAAUGAAAUCAUAGUGUUAGAUUAUACAGUACUAUGUAUUAUUUUUCUGUGUAUUAUUUGGUGUAGUCUGGCUGAGUCUCAAUUCAAAUUGAUUUACUUGAAUGCACUCUGAUGCUGUUAUUUCUGUUUCUGCUUUCUGUUGGUUGAUGUAUACCUAUCCCUUUAAUAAACGUUUCUGUGUUUAAAUUAAA
Molecule: messenger RNA, 5034 nt
Organism: Salmo salar (Atlantic salmon)
Lineage: Eukaryota; Metazoa; Chordata; Actinopteri; Salmoniformes; Salmonidae
Product: S-adenosylhomocysteine hydrolase-like protein 1
Biological process (GO): L-methionine cycle
Cellular component (GO): cytosol
Source: RefSeq, a predicted model, not a curated record